AUGUUGGAUAACAUGUUUUCUCAAAUAGGUUAUAAAGUGCAAAUCCCAAUGCUACACACAUACUUUUCAAUGGUUAGGAGAGAAUUUUCCCUAUCAAAUGGAUUGCUCAAAGGCCACUCAAAAUGGCAGAACAUCAAAGCAACGAAAGGCAAAAAUGAUAUGCUGAAAUCUCAGGCGAUGAAUGUGUUGCUGAAAAAGACCAAAGCUGCUGCGUUGCGAGGAGGGUUUGACGUGAAGCUGAAUCGUGAGCUCAGCGCUCUCGAACAGGAUUGCAGGGCCCAGGGACUUUCCCUCGACACCUUCAGAAAUUUCCUAACCAAGUUGAAAGACAAGCCGGAGAUCGAGUGCACUUACAAUGUAAUAGGUCCCUCCGGUUCAUUUUUCAUCAUAGAAGCGGAAACAGACAAUAGGAAGGUUUUCGAAAACACGUUAAGAAAGUACUUCAACAAGGUGGGCGGAUUUCGACUUGCAGCUGAAACUUCGGCGGUGCAGAGUUGGUUUCAGCGAAAAGGAGUGGUGACUGUGAAAGCAGAGUUGAAAGGAAAAGAAGUGCAUUUAGAUCAGAUGGAGGAGAUUGGCAUAGAGUUGGAUUGUGAGGAUGUUACCCUUGUUGAGGACAAAAAUCCUUUGUUCGAGUUACUCUGUGAGCCUGGGAAGUUAUCAGAUGUGGAGAGCACACUUUCUAGUAAAGGCUUCAUUGUUGAAUCAGCAGAGAUACAAUUUCGGCCUCGUCACCCAAUACAUAUAGCAGCGGAGGAUGCAUCCAAAGUUGGGAAACUCUACGAAUUAUUACAGGAGGACGAUUCGAUACGGCAGAUUUUUGACAAUAUCCAACCGAGCACUUAA
Necator americanus (New World hookworm) is the source of this 846-nucleotide messenger RNA. RefSeq lists its product as uncharacterized. Lineage: Eukaryota; Metazoa; Nematoda; Chromadorea; Rhabditida; Ancylostomatidae. The transcript is spliced from 8 exons. The record is from RefSeq and is a predicted model, not a curated record. Gene Ontology annotation, cellular component: mitochondrion. Bases 1 to 846 code for a protein of 281 amino acids.